Hippopotamus amphibius kiboko is the source of this 951-nucleotide messenger RNA. RefSeq names its product olfactory receptor 7A17-like. The coding region runs from base 1 to 951 and encodes 316 amino acids. The transcript has a single exon. Gene Ontology annotation, cellular component: membrane. The record is from RefSeq and is a predicted model, not a curated record. Gene Ontology annotation, biological process: G protein-coupled receptor signaling pathway. Lineage: Eukaryota; Metazoa; Chordata; Mammalia; Artiodactyla; Hippopotamidae. Gene Ontology annotation, molecular function: olfactory receptor activity; G protein-coupled receptor activity.
AUGGCACCAAGAAACCUAACAAAUGUCUCAGAAUUUCUCCUUAUGGGUCUUUCAGAGUCACCAGAAAUGCAGCCCCUCAUAUUUGGGAUUUUCCUCUCCAUGUACCUGAUCACUGUGUUGGGAAACCUGCUCAUCAUCCUGGCCAUCAGGUCAGACUCCCACCUCCACACACCCAUGUACUUCUUCCUCUCCAACCUGUCCUUUGUAGACAUCUGUUUCAUCUCUACCACCAUCCCCAAGAUGCUGUGGAACAUCCAGAUGCAGAGCAAAGGUAUAACGUAUGCAGGCUGCAUCAGCCAGAUAUACUUUUUACUACUCUUUGUAGGAUUGGAUGACUUCCUCCUGACUGUGAUGGCCUAUGACAGGUUUGUGGCCAUAUGUCACCCCCUGCACUACACAGUCAUCAUGAACACCCAGCUCUGUGGACUCUUGGUUCUGGUUAGCUGGGUCAUCAGUACCCUGCACUCUUUGUUAGAAAGCUUAAUUGUACUGAGGCUAUCUUUCUGUAGAGAGGUGAAAAUCCCUCACUAUUUCUGUGAACUCAAACAGUUGAUCCAACUUGCCUCUUCUGACAGCUUUCUUAAUGGCAUGGUGCUGAAUUUUGCAGCUGGGUUGCUGGGUGGUGUUCCCCUUGUUGGCAUCUUUUACUCUUACUGUAAGAUAAUUUCCUCCAUAUGUGGAAUCUCAUCAGCUCAAAAGUAUAAAGCAUUUUCCACCUGUGCAUCUCACCUCUCUGUUGUCUCCUUAUUUUAUUGUACAUGCUUAGGGGUGUACCUUAGUUCUGCUGCUACCCACAGCUCACACUCAGGUAAAACAGCCUCUGUGAUGUACACUGUGGUCACACCCAUGCUGAACCCCUUCAUCUACAGUUUGAGGAACAAAGACAUAAAGAGGGCUCUGAAAGCAUUCCUUGAAAUGGCUGCUAUAAAAAAGCCAAUUUCCCUGGGCUGA